This is a messenger RNA of Asparagus officinalis (garden asparagus), 867 nucleotides long. Its product is annotated as Golgi apparatus membrane protein-like protein ECHIDNA. Gene Ontology annotation, cellular component: Golgi membrane. The record is from RefSeq and is a predicted model, not a curated record. Lineage: Eukaryota; Viridiplantae; Streptophyta; Magnoliopsida; Asparagales; Asparagaceae. Gene Ontology annotation, biological process: protein secretion; vesicle-mediated transport. Bases 122 to 673 code for a protein of 183 amino acids. The transcript is spliced from 6 exons.
UCUCCGUAGACUCUCUCUCUCUCUCGCUCGCUCGCUCGCUCACAAAAGAGAUGCGUUGAGCUCGCGAAAUCUCAAAUCGAAAGCUAGCAGCAAACCCUAGAGUCUCCUCAUCUCGAAUCCAAUGGAUCGGAUCCAGCCUCCGGUGGAGAACUAUGCAAAUCCAAGGACUUGCUUCUUUCAUGUCCUCUUUAAGGCUGCAGCAUUGGCAUUUUACAUCUUGUCUGCGCUAUUCUUUAAUAGCUUUGUGAUCAUCUUCGUGGUUACGGUCCUUCUCGCUGCGCUUGAUUUCUGGGUUGUUAAGAAUGUAAGCGGACGGAUAUUGGUUGGGUUGAGGUGGUGGAAUGAGAUUAAUGAGCAAGGAGAGAGCGUGUGGAAGUUUGAGUGCCUUGACCAAGAGUCUCUUGCUAGGAUGAACAAGAAAGAUUCAUGGCUUUUUUGGUGGACAAUCUAUCUCACGGCUGUUGCGUGGAUUUUCCUUGGAAUAUUUUCACUUAUAAGGUUUCAAGCUGAUUAUCUUCUAGUCGUUGGAGUUUGCUUGACACUUAGCAUUGCGAAUAUUAUUGGUUUUACUAAAUGCCGCAAAGAUGCUAAGAAACAGAUACAGCAGUUUGCUACCCAGACCAUUGCUUCUCGCUUCUCAUCAACAUUGCAGUCAGCAUUCAGCGUCGUAUGAGGCCUCACAAGAAGUAAACAGAAGGGGGAUAAAAACGAUGGAAAUGUAUGCAAAAUGUACACAAAAAAACACAAUUCUUUUUGUUAAACCAUGGUUUUGAUGAUGUUGGAUUAUAUAGUAGGACCUCAUACUGGUAUUUUUGUAUUCGAGUUGGAAAGAAGUGAUGGAUUAAAUCUCAAUUUGUUCGUUCUUUC